Molecule: messenger RNA, 1854 nt
Organism: Xenopus laevis (African clawed frog)
Lineage: Eukaryota; Metazoa; Chordata; Amphibia; Anura; Pipidae
Gene: efcab11.L
Product: EF-hand calcium binding domain 11 L homeolog
Exons: 7
Coding region: 104-595 (163 amino acids)
Molecular function (GO): calcium ion binding
Source: RefSeq, a predicted model, not a curated record
GUUUUCCGCGGAUAGUUUAGAUCUCCUGGUCGCCAUGGCAGCGCUGUGAGAGAGUGCGCCGCGUCUAAAUCUUAGGGAGCUGGCGCAUGUGAUAGGAGGUGCGAUGUUUGCCACUGGAAGCCACCAUCUCCGUUCCGAGCUGCAAGUCAACGAUAAUGACAGGAAAACAUUUCUAAGAGUGUUUCAGUUAUGUGAUGAAGGCGAUAAGGGUUACCUUAGCAGAGAAGAUCUUAAGGUGGCUGUGGUCAUGUUGUUUGGUUAUAAACCUUCCAAGCUAGAAGUUGAUUCCAUGUUGUCAUCUUUCAUGAUAAACUCUCCAGGCAUAACAUCGGAUUCCUUUUUGAAAAUGAUGGCUUUAAAGAAAGCAGCACAACUCAGCUUUGGCAACCAAAGGGAGAUCUUUUCAGUGUUUGAUGUUCAUUGUCGUGGAUUUCUAACUUUAGAAGAUUUCAAAAGGGCUUUCAGACAAGUGGCCCCGCACUUAUCAGAACGCACUGUUGUUGAAGCUUUUAGAGAAGUGGAUCAAGACUCUGAUGGCUUGGUGUCUUACAAAGAUUUUGAAUUUGUCCUGAAUUAUGGUGAAGAUGGCGAAUAAAUAUAUUCCAAGGAUCCUUAUCUCUGUCUUCUGUUUGGUUGACCUCUUCGAAAAUCCUUGGAAAAGUACAAUUCUGAAGGCAGUCAUCUCAGCAUUUUGGUAUCUCUGCUUUUUAGAAAAAUUACAAUGCCCAGCCACAUAUUGCAGCCACAGAUUGCCUCCAUAGACAUCAUCUAGGGCUAGGCUAUCACACAAGACAAUUAGCAGCUUCCACUAUGUGGAAUAAUUUUCUCUGGGGCAGUGAAUCAAUUAUGCCCCUAUAAGAAACCGUGUAACCCCUAUGUGCCACAGACCUAAAGGGGCAGUGUACCCUACUACUCCAUAUUUUCUCCUUGUGCGGUAGAUAAUUUGUUUACCAGGGCACAAUUAUCCCCCUGCAUAAUUGACUUCUGCUAACAAAACAGUCACAACAUAGGGGAAAGGGAGGAGGUUGUAUAAUGGUAAUCUAAUUCUGAACCUUGCAAGGACGAAACAUGGAUUAGCUUCAGUUUCCCUGUUUGCCCUGUUUAACUCAAAAGAUAGCAAACCAUUCUUAGUGAUGAAAACAUUAGGCAAAAGGUCCAGCACAUGCCCUGUUCAUUGCAAUCAUGAUGAACCAAUGGUUGUACUGCCCCUAUAAAUACACAUUUUCAGGCCAAAAACCACCCCUUGUACAGUGACAGGCCAGUGUAAUUAAUGUCUAACUGCAGACACAGGCUGAAUACGUUUGAGGUUUUUUUUUUUCUGUCGUGGAGUAAAUAGCCAAAAUUAGUCAGAAUUAAACCACAAAGACAUGAAAUUGCUACAUGCAGAGGCACAUCCUCAUUCAUAUGCAUCCGCAUGCUCAUAUUUAGUGUGACCUGCUGUCGAGGCACAAGCUGAUUAUACCAUGGGCCCCAACAUGACUGCCUAUACUGGGAGUUGGCACCAGAUGACAGCAUCAGGCAAACCCUGUAGGAUGGUGCCCCCAACAGUAAAUAGUAUUGUUUCUCUCAACCAGAGUGGCAUGUAAAAGUCACAGCUCCAAUGAUGUUAACUAUCAACAUUAAAUUGGCAAAUAAAUUAAAUUUGCAUGCAAAAACUGUUUUAAUUUGUAAGAAGCUUUUGUUUUUUUGGAGAAAGCAUUGCCUCCAGAUAUGGUUCACCUGUGAGCAUUAUUGCCUGUACUACUACUACAAAUAGAAUCCAUUAGCAUUAACACUAGUCUGGAUAGAAAUAAAGAUUUAAUAUAAUUGUGCAUAACAUGAGCCAAUUAAAUAGUAUUUUAUUAAAAAACAUCA